AUGAAUAGCUCAGAGCAAGACAAAGCCAAGGAAGAUCAUAACGAAAAUGUCAUGGCUAAUAGCACUUUACUGCCUCACUUACCUGACCUUAUUAUGCACCAAAUCAUCUUACGACUUCCUACCAAACCUGCCAUUCGCAUGAGUUGUCUUUCCAAGCAAUGGGAAGGUGUAUGGUCUGCGCUCCGCAUAUUAGAUUUUGACGAGCGCAAUCAGCCACAUGAUGAUAAUGAUGACGACAACAACUACAAACAUGUAAAGUUCCUCAACAUCUUGGCAAGGUAUUUGGAAUUCCGUCAGAAGGACAACCAGCAACCUCCCUUGGAUAAAUUCAGGCUUUCGAUGAGAUAUCUAGAUGCAGAUGAAGAUGCUAUCAUAGGAAAGUUAUUGAGUAAUUCAUUUGAGAGAAAUGUCAAGGACUUAGAUAUCAGCCUUAGAAGUAAACAUCAGGAGGUUGAAACCUACUAUUGCUUACCCCGGACGGCCAUUAUUAAUGCAAAAUCUGUGACUAUUCUAAAUUUGGAGCACCUGAGGAUAAAGGACAUUGACAGUGUUGGACCUGAGCCUAUGUUUCCCUCUUUGAAAACUUAG
Rosa chinensis is the source of this 588-nucleotide messenger RNA. Its product is annotated as F-box/FBD/LRR-repeat protein At1g13780-like. NCBI's taxonomy places the organism in Eukaryota, Viridiplantae, Streptophyta, Magnoliopsida, Rosales, Rosaceae. Gene Ontology annotation, molecular function: protein binding. The transcript has a single exon. The record is from RefSeq and is a predicted model, not a curated record. The coding region runs from base 1 to 588 and encodes 195 amino acids.